UAUAAAUAUCUAGUGGACGACACAGAUAAGAGACGGAGAGGGAGAGGGAGAUGGCGGGGUCCAGAGCUGGUCUUGCGUUGAUUACUCUUCCGAAUCUCUCCAUCAACCAUCAAUCUCUUCCUUCCUCUUCUUCUUCAUUUCCCCCUCUCUUUCUUCUUUCACAAUCUUCUUCUACUUGUUCUCUAUUUGCUGCUUCCCAUUGCAGUCUAUCUGCUUCUCACUCUCGUAGGUUUCAGUUUCAGUACGCGUCCCCUUCUCAGAGAAACCGCCCAUCUUCUCUUUCUUACUUUAGACAUCAUCAGCAGCAGCUUUGUAAGGCAGCCGAGUACGUGUUUCCAGACCCCAUUCCUGAAUUUGCAGAAGCUGAAACUGAAAAGUUUAAGACCCAUCUCCUCAAGAAACUUUCGAAGAAAGAUAUUUAUGGGGAUUCUAUUGAAGAAGUUGUAGGCAUCUGCACAGAGAUCUUCAGUACCUUCUUACACACGGAGUACGGAGGUCCGGGGACUCUCUUGGUCAUCCCAUUCAUUGACAUGGCUGAUACUUUGAAUGAAAGGGGUCUACCUGGGGGCCCACAAGCUGCACGUGCCGCAGUUGUGUGGGCUCAAAAUCACGUCGACAAGGACUGGAAUGAAUGGACAGGAAACACAGAUGAUGAUGCCCAAUAGAAGCGUAUUUUUACCAGAUCAUUCCCCUGAUUCUUCAGGUUCUAUCAGCUGUGAUAUGGUGACAGGGACAUGAUCCAUGAUUUCAAAACUGGGAGUUUUUGAUGGGUGCCAAACAUGAUUUGGAUUGAAAAUCUAGAUUUCAAUUCCUAACUGCCAAAAAUCCAUGCCCCCAAGAAUCUUAUUUCUGAUAUCGUUAGCAUGUUCAAAAGUCUCCUCACAAUGAGUGGCGCGCCUUCCUGCCGGCAAAGGUAUUUGAAAGAAAAAGUGAGUAGCAUUUUGGUGGGCCUCCAGUGUCCAGGACCUGUGGUAUGAAAGGCCAUUUGCUUUUACUUGCAAAUAUUCAAUGUUUGGUUGCUUUGGAGGAAAGGAAAGUAGUUUCUUCCAUGGAAAAUAGACUGCGUCAUCGUCAAUAACGUGUUAUCAUUCGCCUUUUCAUUCCCUGGUUUUGGUCUUCUUUUUGGAUUCUACAACUUGGACUUUCUCCCAUCUUGUUGACCCACUUUCUAUUCUAGAUGCAUCAUGUUCUUGUA
Molecule: messenger RNA, 1195 nt
Organism: Magnolia sinica
Lineage: Eukaryota; Viridiplantae; Streptophyta; Magnoliopsida; Magnoliales; Magnoliaceae
Product: protein PLASTID REDOX INSENSITIVE 2, chloroplastic
Exons: 3
Coding region: 51-665 (204 amino acids)
Biological process (GO): regulation of gene expression
Source: RefSeq, a predicted model, not a curated record